Messenger RNA from Argiope bruennichi, 4254 nucleotides. Its product is annotated as protein unc-13 homolog D-like. The coding region runs from base 16 to 3615 and encodes 1199 amino acids. The record is from RefSeq and is a predicted model, not a curated record. The transcript has 34 exons. NCBI's taxonomy places the organism in Eukaryota, Metazoa, Arthropoda, Arachnida, Araneae, Araneidae.
CACAAGAGCUUCAUCAUGGAAUCCCUGAGGAGAUUGGUCUCACAUAUUUUGCCCAACAGAGAAAGACUAGUUUUACCAGAAUUGCCAUUAUAUCAAGAAUUCUUACGGGAAGAACAGGAAUGGAUGCCUUUAUUUGAUGACAGUUAUUACCACACACUUUGUUCGGUGUUAUGGGCCAAAACAAAUAUGAGGCUGAAUUCAGACAACGAGGAGAAAACUGAGCUGUGGAAAAAUCCACCAGAAGAGCCGGGAAGGACUAAAUAUGAAUUUUCUGAUUUAGAGUUUGAAACGCUCUAUCCCCAAGUUUUGUAUACCAUCAGAUAUCAGAUCGGACUGAGACAUCAACAUAGUGUCGUUGAGUUGUAUCGUUAUGCUAGAAAGGCAUUCAAGAUAUCUCAUGAAGAUCAUGAGAGAAUAUUAAAAAUGAUAGCAAAAGAAAAGCCACGAAUUCCCGUUCUACAUGUAACAGUGAAUGGAGCCCGCGACCUUGAACCGAGGGGUAUAUACGGUGCUCCCAACCCAUAUUGUAUGCUAGGAAUCCAACCUGUUAGGAAUCCAAUUCGCCAAAACAUUAAUGUAGGGGCAAGCACAAGCAGCGGCAGUUCUAGUGGCAGUAGUGGACUGCGUACUUUGAGGAGAUUGGGUGCUUCUCUACGGAGGAAAGAUCGAAGUCAGAAAGUAGAGCUGAUUGACCCAAUUCCAGCCAAACAGGUCGAGACGACAAAAGUUAAAAGGGCAACGACAACUCCAUCAUGGUGUGAAACUUUUGAAUUAGACCUUGAAGACACACGCACUGAUCGGUUCCAUUUGGAUAUUUGGGACCACCAUGAUUCAACGGAACCUGUGACUAUGACAGCAAGAAAACUCAAUGGUUUGUCAAGGUCUUCACGACACUUCAAAGAGAUUACUGCAAAUGCCAGCUCUGAUGCCAUAAGGAAUGACUUUCUAGGGAACGUCAAUAUCCCUGUGCAGAUGCCUGGAGGCCAUGAAAUAGAUCGGUGGUUUACCCUAGAAGGAAGGGGGAAUUGUCCCAAAGUCCGGGGCAAAAUUCAUUUGAAACUUAGCCUUGGGACUCGACAUAGCAGAGGAGAGGAAGAAGGAACUGAAAACAGUCAUACUCUCAAAGAACAAGAACAUCUAAUAUAUGUUUUCGUCCAGCAUGAGUUAAGAAAAUAUCAGGCAAAUCCGUCCAGAUGGACAGGUGUAUUGCCAAAAUAUGCAAAAGUCAUAAUUAAUGCACAUGCUCAGUUAGGAGGAAUCAGUAGACUAGAGAAUAAAAUAUGCAAGUGGAAUGCUUACUUUGGUAAACAUCUAGAAGUUACUCUUGGGUAUGCAGUAUUGCUUAAACUUCUUGAAGAGGUUCAAGAAGCCUGGAACAGGAGACAAAGGGAUCCUUCUUAUUUUGCAGAACGUUCCUUGAUAGAAAGUUUUGACAUAUUCAUCGAACGCUGCUUUACACUUCUAUAUGAUCAUCGAACACAUUUCCCCGCGUUACAGUUCCAAUCAAGAAUGAAAUUACACUUUAUGCUCAAGUGCUUACAAUUUCUGUACAACAUGGAAGUUUUUCAAAACUCAAGGCCUUUUCAACUGAAUUUACAAACUACCAUUAUUGAUGCUGUUAAGCAAGGAACUUUGAGAUACGUGGACGGUAUCAGGGACGCUAGGUUACCGAUGAAUUCACGGGCAGAAUUCUUGGGAUAUUUGGAAACUCUGAAUAGGGACAUGAAAGAGUGUCUUGGCAAAUACCAACCAAUAUUUGCUAGUGUGCACAUGGACAUUGCAAGUGUCACCUAUAAAGAGUAUUCCAUCCGGAUCUUCGAAGAAAUAAUUGCUCUAGCUGGCAGGCGGGUUUUCAGAGAAGAGGGUGGUAUUUUAUACUUCGACACCACCGAAAACAGAGAAGAGAUGAAUGCUUUUUUACAGCAAUUCCUAAAUGGCGAAAUCGUACAAUUUUAUAUAGCUUUGCUUCAGUUCAGUAAAUUUAAAUCAUGCCUGUCAGAAGAGGAGCAGAGUAGGAUGGCAAUCAGACAUUUCAAAGAAUGGUUUCGUGAUGCAAUUUCCGAUUGGUUUUUCCAAGUAGAAAAUAAAAUAAAAUCAAGAAUUUAUACCGCAGUAAGAUUGGACCCAGAUUUGUAUAUACAACCACUUGGACUAGUACUUGAUUUAACUGACGACCUACAACAGUUCCAAAGGAGGCGUGUUGAUCCAUUAUUUCUAUUCAAUGUACCUGAAACCACUUACUCUGUUAAUGAUGUAAAGGACUAUUUUAAGCAACUGCUAAUGGUGUGGAAAGCUUUGGAGUUGCCAGUUGAAAUGACCACUAUAAUCUACAUCAGGGACAUAAUUGAGGCAAUAUCCAGCGGUGUGGUAUUAUAUUGUAAUUUACUGUGGAAAUAUCUCCUAAGCGACCGAAAUAAUUUCGAUGCAAAUGGUCAUAUUUUGCCAACCAGAAAGGCAAUACUGUAUACAAAUAAUAUGCAGAUUAUGCUAGGUGUGCUCAAAUAUUUAUUGGAUGAUCUAAAAGUCCCGAAAAUUGCUGCCCAGUUACAACUGGAGAGAAAUGGAUUUACUGCUGAUAUUUGGAAAGAGCGGAUGAGUCUGCCAAUAGUCGAGGCUUCUAACCAUGUCCAAACGAUGCUCCAGUUUUUUGUUAAAACUAUUGUUCAUCAUAUGACUCCUAGAAUUCGAAGCUUGGUGUUUCAUUUGGUUUGGGGUCCUAUACACAUAGAACCAAAUAAGUCCAUUGCUCCUCUUUCGAUAUAUUUAAAGAAAACUUUGAUAAGUCUGAGGUUCGCCUAUUUGGAAACUACUUUUUUAAGAAUAUCAGCUGAAGUAUAUAGAACGCUACUCAUUGAGAUUAAAAACUUAUCUCUUUCGAAUACACAGGACCAAAGGCCACGAUUCUUUCACAACAUUUAUGUAGCUCUGAACAUUCUGGCCGAAUAUUUUCACAGCAAAGAUGUAAAGCUUCCCAUUGCAAUAGUGCAUGGUGAACUCUAUCAGUUUAUUGAAAAAAAUAUUGGGCAUUUGCUGCUCGAUACCGACAAGCUGUUGGGAAAAUACUACACAGCCCGAUCAGAAGAAACGCUAAAAGCUACAAACACAGACUUGGGGACGUUAACAGUGAGACUUUCUUAUGAUAGCAGAAGGAAAAUCCUAUCAACUGAAAUUUUGAGCGCAUCAAAAUUGAAACCACGUGAUGCGUACGGAUUAUGUGAUUCGUACGUGAUUGUGAAGUUAGUCCCGAAAUAUAUGUUUAAUGGCAGAAAUGAAGCUAGAACAGGAAGACGCUCACGAACUCUAAAUCCUGUUUUUAAGGAAACAUUCGAAUGGUCUCUUGACAUUGAUGAAGUCGAAAAUAGAGAAGCGACCGUCAAUUUUGUAGUAAUGCACCAUGGAUACAUAUUGAAAGAUAGUUUUCAGGGGGAAGCAUAUUUCCCCCUCUAUAAAGUGACAGAAAAAACCGCCGAGUCCGAUGAGGCUAAUACUCCCAAAACCAUAGAGUGUCAUCUUACACAUCCCAACUGUAACAGUGAUGCUUUCAUUGCUUUAAGAUCAAGGAAAUGGUGUGCAGAAGCAAACGAAUUCGUGUCAAAUGAAAGAAAAAAAAUGUAAGGAGAGGAAUAACGUCAAAACAAUGAUUGUCUUGUGAAUUAUAUCUUCAUUAAUAUAUAAAAUCGCAUAUCUGAAAUGCAAUCAAUGUGGAUUUUAAUUUCCUUGAUCAAUGUGAAUUUUAAUUUCCUUGAUCAGUGUGGAUUUUAAUUUCCUUGAUCAAUGUGAAUUUUAAUUUCCUUGAUCAGUGUGGAUUUUAAUCAAUGUGGAUUUUAAUUUCAUUGAAUAUAUACUUCAAUGCCAUGACAAUGUCAAAUGUGGUACAUAUUUAUAUAUUUGUUGUAACUAUAUAAAGAAAUACAUAUAUUAAAUGUCGUGCCAUAUUCAAAUGAUCAAUGUGUUGCAAAUAUCUUCAAUAUUCAGUUGGGAAUAGUAGUUUAGGAGUUCAUAUAUCAAUUAUUUCAUUCUAAAUUAAAAAAUUCAAAAUGAAAAAUUCUAAAAAGGCUCUUCGAAUAUUUGAGGCAAAAAAAUCUUAGACUGAAUAAUUGUUACACCGAUAUCUAAUUGCAUAACUUUUGUUAUCAAACUCAUUAUUUUUUUUAAAAAAAAAAUGCAAACUGUUAAAUUUAAACGAAUAAAUAUUAAAUUUUCCACUUUAUCCUUUUUUACAAUUUUUGUCAGAUUUAAAGCUUUUUUUUCCAA